This is a messenger RNA of Hansenula anomala, 2106 nucleotides long. It is a transcript of the gene DIA2, whose product is annotated as DNA-binding SCF ubiquitin ligase subunit DIA2. The coding region runs from base 1 to 2106 and encodes 701 amino acids. NCBI's taxonomy places the organism in Eukaryota, Fungi, Ascomycota, Saccharomycetes, Phaffomycetales, Wickerhamomycetaceae. The transcript has a single exon. Gene Ontology annotation, molecular function: Hsp90 protein binding. The record is from RefSeq and is a predicted model, not a curated record.
AUGUCAUCAGAGGAUGUUGUUGCUACUGCUUUAGAGGUUGGAAAUAAGCAGUUCAAACUACAAAAAUAUGAUGAAUGUGUCAAAAUAUAUUCCAAAGCGAUCGAGCUAGUGGAGUCUCUAAGUCAGAAGACCAUUUUAAAGCUGAGGAAAUCGUACGGUCUAACAGAAAGACCCGCUUAUUUGAAGCAAGGUGAAAAUGUUAAUCAUCCAAAACUCUUAACUCUACUUGAUAAUAGAGCUGCUGCUUAUGAGAAACUUCAAAACUACCAACAAGCUGUUCAGGAUUCUCAAAGAGCUGUCUCGAUAGAACCUUUCAAUGCUAAAGGCUAUAUAAGGAUGGGGAAGUUGAUGCUAUUCAUGAAAAAGGAAACGAAGGCUUAUGAGGUUUUCUCCAAAGGUGUCAAACGAAUAGAGUAUGGUGUCACAAAAUAUGGAAUAAAAGUGAAUCCAAACCUAUUACAGCAUUUAAAGGCUCAAAAGCAACAACUUACAUCAAAAUUGAACGAACAAAAGGCACAGGUGAAAGAAUCAGAGAGGUACCCCGACAUCAAAAGAGCCUCUGAGAGCCUUGUGAGAUCAGUUUCUGGCAGUUCUCAAGAACGAAAGAGAGCAAAGACAUCAUCUUCUUUAAAUCCGAAAGGUUCAAGUCAAUUAUCAAGAUCAUUUGACUUACUGUUAUGGCUACCUAUUGAAAUCAUCACCCAUAUAUUUUCCCAUUUACCUUUGAAAGACGUGUUGAAUUGUCUUCUGGUGUCACCUGAGUGGAAUCAUACUUUGUCAAGAAUACCAGCUUUAUUCAAUAACAUUUCAAUAUCCAGAUUCGCAUCAUUGAAACAAGUUCAGUCAUGUUUUUCACUAUUAUUGAAGUCAAGAAGGAGCUCACAUAUCAAAGCUUUAGAUCACUUUCGUUUGCAUUCAAUUCGAAGAACAGAUGAAAGACAAAUAUUGAAUUUCAUUUUGAAUAAGAGCUCCAUUUGUUUCACAGGUGACGUGGAUUUCAGUUUUUUGGACGUCACAACAGAACAGCUCGUUGAUUGUUUAAAGAGAAAUAGUGUUGCAUUGAGGAAACUUGAAACUUUGAAACAUCUCAAAUUGUCUUGUGUUUUGGUUCCAACAGCCGAAGAGUCGUUAUUGGAACUAUUACCCAAUCUUGAAUCAUUUGAACUCAUACGUGUACCCGAUAACAAAAGACCAUCAACUUUACGAAGAUACCAAGCUAAUGAUCAUACAUUCCCAAAUUUAAAAAAGCUUACAUUAGUGGGAGAUAUAAAGAGCAAAUAUCCAUCGAUCCCAUUUUUUGACCAUUUUUUAAACCAAGUACAAUCGUUCCCAAAUUUGAAAUCUUUAACUAUUGUUGGUUACGACUUUCAAACUUUGAAUACUGCAAGCAGGGAGUUCAAUUUCUUACAAAACCUUCCAAAGCUCCAGUCUUUAGUGUUUGAAAAUAAUGAUAAUUUCAACCUUUCAACGUUUUUCAAAUCUCAUGAUCUUUUGGAGUUCAAAGAAUUGAAAAAAUUUGCAUUAAGAGAAAGGGAGAUUAGAUAUUCAGAACAUUUGAUGCAUUAUGACUCUUUUUACUUGAGCAGAAUAUUCCAAAAUCUUCGAAUCUUGGAUUUGACUGGAUCUUCCAUAACAUGGCAAGGAUUGAGCAAAAUCCUCAAAGUUUGUGGUUCAUCGUUGCAACAAUUAUCUAUUGGGUAUUGUCAAAAUGUUAUAUUCAAAAAAGGUCCAUUUAGAGUUCAUGUAAAUGGUGGAUUUUUUGAUUUUGAGAAUUUCUUCAAAUGGUGUCCAAAUCUUCAGGUACUUUACCUUAAUCAAUCAACUGAUUUUAAUGAUUAUUCUUUGACGCAAAUGGUGACAGCAUUGAAACAACAAGAAUUAUUCAAGAAUUUGAAGCUACUUGACCUUUCUUUUAAUGAAGUAUCUGGAUACAAGUUAUUGGACCUUGUGAAAGUCCUAAAGAUUGAAUCUUUAAUUCUUCAUGGUUUGGAUAUCCAUACUGAAACCAUAAAAUUGAUGGAAUCUAGUUAUUGCAAAAAGGUUGAAAGCAGAAUUGAUAAGCAAAGCUGGAGAGAAUAUGGGAUCAAUAGUUAUAAUCCAUUUUAA